AUGGGCCAAUGCUGCACCACCGGCGCCGCCCAGGCUGCCGCCGUCGACGCCGCUGCCGAGGCCGAAGCCCCGGGCCCCCCAAAGUCCGACUCCCCACGCGCCGGGGCCGACGCCGCCCCCAAUGCCAAAGCGGACACCAAUGCCGCCCCCAAUGCCGAUGCCAACGCCAAAGCCGCCCCCAAUGCCGACGCCGACGCCAAGCCAUCAUCGUCUUCCUCGGCGCCGGUGGGCGAGGUGCUCGGCAACCCGAUAGAGGACGUGCGCGCGACGUACACCAUCGGCGAAGAGCUCGGGCGCGGCCAGUUCGGGGUGACAUACCUCUGCACGCACUCCAUCACCGGCGAGAAGCUGGCCUGCAAGACGAUCGCCAAGCGGAAACUCUCCGGCAAAGAGGAUGUGGAGGACGUCCGGCGGGAGGUGGCCAUCAUGCGGCACCUGGCGGGGCAGCCCAACAUCGUGGCCCUCCGGGGCGCCUACGAGGACAAGCACAACGUCCACCUGGUCAUGGAGCUCUGCGCCGGCGGGGAGCUCUUCGACCGGAUCAUCGCCAAGGGACACUACACGGAGCGCGCCGCGGCGUCGCUGCUCCGGACCGUGGUCGGCACGGUCCAGACGUGCCAUGCCAGGGGCGUCAUGCACCGGGAUCUCAAGCCGGAGAACUUCCUCAUGCUCAGCCGGGACGAGUCCUCCGCCAUCAAGGCCACCGAUUUCGGGCUCUCCGUCUUCUUCAAGGACGGCGAGACCUUCAACGACAUCGUCGGCAGCGCGUACUAUAUCGCGCCCGAGGUGCUCAAGAGGAAGUAUGGGCCAGAGGCCGACGUGUGGAGCAUUGGUGUCAUGCUCUACAUUUUUCUCUCCGGCGUGCCGCCGUUCUGGGCUGAGACGGAGAAUGCCAUCUUUACCGCCAUUUUGCGCGGCGAGGUCGAUUUUGUCACUGAUCCUUGGCCUAGUAUCUCUAACGGGGCUAAGGAUCUCGUCAGGAAGAUGCUCCAUGUUGACCCCAAGGAGAGGCUCACCGCCAUCCAAGUCCUCAAUCACCCUUGGAUCAAGGAAGACGGAGACGCGCCCGACACGCCGCUCGACGACGUCGUGCUCGACAGGAUGAAGCAGUUCAGGGCCAUGAACCAGUUCAAGAAAGCUGCACUCAGGGUCAUAGCCGGGUGCCUGUCGGAGGAGGAGAUCAAUGGGCUCAAGGAGAUGUUCAAGAACAUGGACAAGGACAACAGCGGCACCAUCACGCUCGAGGAGCUCAAGAAUGGGCUGGCCAAGCAAGGCACCAAGCUGUCAGACCAUGAGAUUCAGCAACUGAUGGAAGCUGCCGACGCCGAUGGCAAUGGAUUGAUCGACUACGAGGAGUUCGUCACGGCCACGGUGCACAUGAACAGAAUGGACAGAGAGGAGCACCUUUACACUGCAUUCCAGUACUUCGACAAGGACAACAGUGGGUUCAUAACAGUAGAAGAGCUGGAGCAAGCCUUGCAGGAGCAAAAGCUGUACGACCCCAGCGAAUUCAAGGAGGUCAUCUCCGAAGCCGAUUCUGACAAUGAUGGGAGGAUAGAUUAUUCAGAGUUCGUGGCGAUGAUGAGGAAAGGAACAGGUGGCGCCGAGCCAUCGAACCCGAAAAAGAGGAGAGACCUAGUCCUAGAUUGAAGCAUUAAUUGCUACGGUGUGUAUACCUGCAGAAUACAGAGUUGUAACUGUAAUGUACCCAGCUGCCUUUUUGAGGAGCGAUUUACCACGAAAUUUUGCAAAAGUUUACAUAGAAAGCAGUUCGGUUUCCCGUAGGAUUUGGGGGAAUUUAUGUUGUUUGAAACAGGGUAUGGUUGGUUGGCAUCCUAAAUGAUGAGCAAGCGCUGAAGAUUACUGUACUGACAUAUGCUUGAGUAAGCAAACAUCUGCUGCUUAUCGAGGGUUAGCAAGAAGAAAGUUGAUGACAAGGUUAUGCUGAAA
Brachypodium distachyon (stiff brome) is the source of this 1950-nucleotide messenger RNA. Its product is annotated as calcium-dependent protein kinase 25. NCBI's taxonomy places the organism in Eukaryota, Viridiplantae, Streptophyta, Magnoliopsida, Poales, Poaceae. Gene Ontology annotation, cellular component: cytoplasm; nucleus. Gene Ontology annotation, biological process: intracellular signal transduction; protein autophosphorylation; peptidyl-serine phosphorylation. The record is from RefSeq and is a predicted model, not a curated record. Bases 1 to 1650 code for a protein of 549 amino acids. The transcript is spliced from 6 exons. Gene Ontology annotation, molecular function: calcium-dependent protein serine/threonine kinase activity; calcium/calmodulin-dependent protein kinase activity; calcium ion binding.